AAUUUCCUAAGAAUAUUAUAUCCAAUUGAAUAAUAUAUCCUAUUGAAUACUGUAUCCUAUUUUUAUAUAUUGUGUCCUGAGAAUUCAUUGUCCUUAUCCUGCCAGUUCGGACCCAUCUGGAUAUCAUAAUCAUUUUCCUCAAGGAUAAUUUAAAGACAUAAAGAGGAAAUUUAGCAUAAUUUGGUGGCCUCCUAGCAAACUUCUUAUGGAUCCCCAGGGGGCCGCGGCCCCCUGCUAAGAAACACUGGCCUAGACCAUCACUGACGCGCAAUUGACUGAUUGCCCAUGGAUGUCGGCUUCUUACAGAAACACAGCUUCCCUAUCAUCAAAUGUCACGGCACGCCAUUGGUAGAUUUAUAAGUUAACUCAACCGAUAAGAAUUUACUGGUGAAGAACAAAAUGCCGGGUACUAGGUGUGCUGUGUAUGGUUGCAAUAAUAACCUUCUUGCAGUAAAAGCUAAAGGAGAAAGUGUAACGUUUCAUGUGUUUCCUAGACAAAAAGACUUAAUUUCUAAAAGAAUUAGGUCUGAAUGGAUUAAUCGUUGCAAAAGGAGCGAUAAAUUUAAUCCAGAUACAAGUAGAAUAUGUUCUGUUCAUUUUGUUCAAAGUGAUUAUGAAAGAGAUUUACAACAUGAAUUGUUGGGUUUACCAGAUAGAAAGAUUCUGAAGAAAACAGCUAUCCCCACAUUAAAUCUUCCGGAUAGAAUGAACCCAACAGUUACGGAACAAGAAAGAAAUUCAAAAAGAAAACAAAAAGAAGUUAAUGAUCUUUUGACAAAUGAUGAUAACAAUAGUAACAAUCUUCAAGAUGAAUAUCAUUACAAAAUUAAAUAUAAGAAGCUGUUAGAAGAAUAUAAUGUUUUAAAAUCACAAUAUGAAAAAUUGAAAGAAGAUCAUAAGAAAAGAAUAAAAGUAUCAAACGAUUUAUUACGAUAUUACAAAAGAAGUAUCUAUCGUCCAAAUCUACAAAAAUCAAACCAGAUAACUACAGAUUUGUUGACACAGGUCUUUAAAAAAAAAUCAAAUUUCAUUACUAUCAAAGAAGAAAAAACGAGUUAACUGGAACACA
This is a messenger RNA of Centruroides sculpturatus (bark scorpion), 1069 nucleotides long. RefSeq lists its product as uncharacterized. Gene Ontology annotation, molecular function: sequence-specific DNA binding. The transcript has 4 exons. The record is from RefSeq and is a predicted model, not a curated record. The coding region runs from base 400 to 1059 and encodes 219 amino acids. Lineage: Eukaryota; Metazoa; Arthropoda; Arachnida; Scorpiones; Buthidae.